GGUCAGCCUGUGGCAGUUUGAAUUUGGUGGCGGCGGUCGCACGUCCCGCUGGGAUCUGCGGGGCUUCAGCUCGAGCCCCGUUUCUGGACCAGCAGCCUCCAGACACGCGCCAUGGCUCCCGCUAGGAAGGGCAGCCGAGGGGUAGCCAAGACCAACUCCCUCCGCAGCCGCAAGCUCGCCUCCUUCCUUAAGGACUUCGACCGGGAAGUGGAAAUACGAAGCAAACAAAUUCAGUCAGACGGGGAGAAGCUCCUCAAGGAGAUAGAUAACCUGUACGAAAUGGAGAUUAUGCGGCACCCCAAGGCGCUGCGCGAGAUGAACUGGCUGGAGUACUUCGCCCUUGGAGGAAACAAAGGAGCCCUGGAAAAAGCAGCAGCGGCUGACCUGGAUAUCACAGAAAUAAACAAACUAACAACAGAAGCUAUUCAGAUGCCCCUGAAAUCUGCCCAGUCACGAAAGGUAAUGCAUGUGGAUGAAAUGAUAGUGGAAGAGGAAGAAGAAGAAAAAGAAGAGAAUAAAACUAAGAAUUGUCAAACUGCUCAGGUCAAACGUUGUCCUCCAUCUAAGAAGAGAGCCCAGUCCAUUCAAGGAAAGGGCAGAACCAAAAGGUCAAGCCAUUGCAACACUGUUACCCCAGCAGUGAGCCGACUAGAGUUCUCUAUGGUGAAACCAACUCCAGGCCUGACACCCAGGUUUGACUCAAGGGUCUUCAAGACCCCAGGCCUGCGUACUCCAGCAGCUAGAGAGCGGAUUUACAAUGUCUCGAUGAAUGGCAGCCCUCUUGCAGACAGCAAAGAGAUUUUCCUCACGGUGCCAGUGGGAGGCGGAGAGAAUAUACGGUUACUGGCCAGUGACUUGCAGAGGGUGGACAUUACACAGCUGAAUCCAGAAGCCUUGGCAAACGUCAGGAAGCUCUCCAGCCGCCUGGCCCAAAUCUGCAGCAGCAUACGGACUCACAGAUGAGGCUGCUCUUCCAAGAAGCCCAAUUGACAGGAUGGACCUCCAGUGGCACUUCUGGGACCCUGAAGAGGGCUCUUCCCUGCUGCCUUAUUUUUUAUUUUUUAUUUGAGUGUGAAGUCCCAGAGCAGGGACUGAUAUUCCUCUUGUUCCUGCUCAAGCUGUGUUUUUUAAAAUGGUCUUAUUCUCCUUUUCUUGAGACUUUUGUACAGUGUUUGAGCAAUUUUAUCUGUAAGCUGAUUGACUGUAAUCAGAGCUACUAAGAGUUAAUCUGUUUUCAAUAAAGGGGAAGUUUUUUCUAAUCCAUACCCAGCCUG
Molecule: messenger RNA, 1274 nt
Organism: Talpa occidentalis (Iberian mole)
Lineage: Eukaryota; Metazoa; Chordata; Mammalia; Eulipotyphla; Talpidae
Gene: CDCA8
Product: cell division cycle associated 8
Exons: 11
Coding region: 112-963 (283 amino acids)
Biological process (GO): mitotic sister chromatid segregation
Cellular component (GO): spindle midzone; chromosome passenger complex; chromosome, centromeric region
Source: RefSeq, a predicted model, not a curated record